AUAGGAGUUGAACUGCAAAUUUGCAAGACUUGCAAGUUGCAACCAUUGUUAUCAAUUUCUUCUUUCAGUUAUUAUCUUAAAAUUCCAGACGCGGUUUUAGCACUCCCAAUUUUCAGUUUUUAACCAUAACACCACAAACAUAUUCUGUCACGGCCUCAAAUCAGCCGCCGUAUCAAACAACUACAAAUCUCUCUUCCAUCUUCUCCAAAUCUCUCUUUUCCCCCAAAUCUAAUCCUUUCUGAUAAAACCCUAACCCUAAUUUUCCGCAGAAUUUCAAUUCAGCAAUCACAAUGCUUCUAUCUCCAGGCCACUCCCCACGCCAUCUCUCAUCCCCAUCUCCUUCUCUAUCAUCCAUCGAUCCUCCCUCUUCUUCCUCCCAACAAAAACCUCCAAAUAAAUCUCCCACAGUGCUCGAUGAAGACAGUUAUGUCGCAGCAAUCGAGAAAAUCAUCGAGCGCGACUUUUUUCCUGACAUUCCGAAGCUUCGAGAUCGUCUCGAUUGGCUCGAAGCCGUCAAAACUCGCGACCCAGUUCAAAUUCGUGAUGCGCAGUUGAAGAUUCUAGAGCGUCGGCGCGGUUCGAAUCCUGAUCAAGGUAAAAUUCGAACUCCUGGGUCGACUUUUUUCAGAAAUUCUGUGACACCCUUUGAAUUUGAACAAACUCCUUCUGUGAUUGACGGGAAUUUGGGGGUUAGGGUUGAUGGGGAGAAUUCUUCUGGGGUUGAUGAGAAUUUGAGUUUGGAUAAGUUUUUUAGGAGGUAUACUAGUGAAGAUAAUGAUAGUUUUAAUAAGAUUAUGGAGAAAGUUAAUAGGAAAAGGAAAGAGAGAUACGGGUAUUUGUUGGAAGGGGAGAAAACAGAGGAGGAGGUUAAGGGGAUUGAGGAUGUUAAGAGGGAUAGGAUUACGGAUGGGUAUGGUACGUCGGAUCAGCCGCCGAGUACAUUGGAGGGUUGGAAUUAUUGUGCUAAGAAUUUGCUAAUGUAUCAUCCUGCUGAUAGGGGGGAAGCCCCGUUGACGGAGGAGGAGAUGGCCGAGAGGUUGAAGGGUUUGACGAAGGAGGUUGAUCGGUAUAAUACUCGAUUUCAUGGGAAAAUGUUGGAUUCUGGACCGAAAGAUGAGGAUGAGGUUGAGGUUUUGUAUACCACUGUGGCAGGUGGCACGCCGGUUAUGUCUGAUAGGAAUAGAGAUAAGACGAAGAAGUAUGAUCUGGAGGAUUUGAGAAAGUCUCCGAAUCUGUUUUAUGUGGAGUCUGAGAAGAAGGCAGAUAAUGGUUACAGCUUUGUGAAGACCCCUUCACCUGCUCCAGGUGUGGAUGGAUCGCCGUUUAUCACUUGGGGUGAAAUUGAAGGGACACCUUUGAGAUUGGAGCCUGAGGAUACGCCACUUGAUAUUGGAGGCAGUGGUGAUGGGUCGCGUUUCAAGAUUCCAUUCCCACCUUCGCGGGAUGUAAAGGCUCAUUCUUUGUCCCGGGAGGCUGCUCGUAAGCUAAAGGAAAGGUCAAGGAUUUAUCAGAAACCACCAUUGCCUUCGCCGAUGAGGAGUGGAAGUGCCAGUCCCGUUGUAAGGAAUCUUUCUCCUGCUGCGCAGAAGUUCGUGAGGAAUGCUAUGGCAAAAUCAUCGUCUUCUGUUGAUGAAUCUCUGCGUGCUAGUUAUCGAGGCAAGAGUCCUGGCUUGGGUACUCCAAAAUCAGGAAGGAGCACGUCAAGGCUUGCAGGAGAUGGAACCAUUGGUUCCAGAUCACCUUCUGUGAGAGACGGUUCUAACCCUCCUUGGUGAUUCGGGUAUUGGCUUAUAAGUAGGAACUACAGCUUUGAGUAACGAGUUUCAAUGUAUAUUAAUCCUUGGGUACGAGUAUCUCUUGUACUCCAACAUCUGUAUCUGAUAACUUGUGUUUCCCCCUAUGGUUUUAUGAAAUACACGUAAUAUCUUGUUCU
Molecule: messenger RNA, 1933 nt
Organism: Beta vulgaris subsp. vulgaris (sugar beet)
Lineage: Eukaryota; Viridiplantae; Streptophyta; Magnoliopsida; Caryophyllales; Amaranthaceae
Exons: 1
Coding region: 291-1775 (494 amino acids)
Cellular component (GO): catalytic step 2 spliceosome
Source: RefSeq, a predicted model, not a curated record